AUGGCGGAACCGCAUCGGCAUGCGGAAGAGCCCAAUGGCCCUAUAGAUCCGGAGCUUCUGUACACGAAGGAGUACUGCAUUGGCGGUGGUAGCUUCGGCAAGGUGUUCAAGGGGUAUGUCCGAAGCGGGCGCUCUGUCGCCAUCAAAAUCAUCGACGUCGAGAAUGCCGAGGACGAGGUCGAGGACAUCAUCCAGGAAAUCGCCAUCCUGUCCGAGCUGCAGUCUCCCUACGUGACGAAGUACUACGGAUCCUAUGCAAAGGGCGCCGAGCUAUGGAUCGUCAUGGAGUUUUGCGCCGGAGGGAGCUGCGCCGACCUCAUGAAACCGGGCAUCAUGGGCGAGGACUACAUUGCAAUCAUCAUAAGGGAGUUGCUGAUGGGUCUGGACUAUCUGCACACGGACAAGAAGCUGCAUCGAGACAUCAAAGCGGCCAAUGUCCUUUUGGGAGCCAAUGGCCAGGUCAAGCUGGCCGAUUUUGGCGUGUCGGGCCAGCUCUCGGCCACCAUGACGAAGAAGAACACAUUCGUCGGGACUCCCUUCUGGAUGGCACCCGAGGUCAUUAAACAAUCUGGAUAUGAUCACAAGGCUGAUAUUUGGUCCCUCGGUAUUACCGCCCUCGAGCUGGCCAACGGGGAGCCCCCUUAUGCCGACAUCCACCCGAUGAAGGUUCUCUUUCUCAUCCCUAAAAACCCGCCCCCGAGGCUGGAGGGCAACUUUACCAAAGCCUUCAAGGAUUUUGUCGAACUGUGUCUGCAGCGGGAUCCCAAGGAGCGACCUACCGCUCGAGACCUUUUGCGACACCCCUUUAUCCGGAAGGCAAAGAAGACGACAUAUCUCACCGAGCUGAUAGAGCGGCAUAGCAGAUGGGCGGCCACGCACAAGACGGACGAGGAAGAAACGUGGGAAACCCACGACAGCGUGCCGCCGCAGAGGACGCGAGUCAACGAAGACAUGUGGGAUUUUGGUACCGUGAGGCUCGUCAAUGACCGCGGCAACCUGGUGAACCGGCCACCGAUGCUCAACCCGCUGGGCGCGAGUGCUACGAACACGAGGGCGGCGCGGACUUCGGACGAUUACGGCGAGAGGAGGCGGGAGCCGUCCAGCCCGACGAAGCAUGCUCUGCAGCCGAGCGAUACUCUCAAGGCAACGAACUCGUCCAGCGCGGGAACAUCGCGACAAUCGAGCCCGCAACGCAAGAACGUGCCAACACCAACACAACCACAGCGCGGCUUUACACCGAGGGGUCCCCCGCCCCCUAGCCCCGUGGUGAUCAGGAAGACAAGCUGGGAGGUGCACGAAACGACGCCUAGAGCUUCCAAGAUCGUGACAGUACCGGCCUUGUCGCAAGAGCCCCCCUCCCCUGACUACGAUCGGGAGCUGCAAGCUCAUCUGCAGCGCGACAUGGGAAUUCUGAACUUGAACAUAGAUCUACCCGAUCCUGUCCCUACGCCCUCACCGCCUCCGCCCGCAGCCCCUGCGCACAGGAAUAUUUCGAUACCUCCUGGUUUCGAGAAACCGCUGCCGCCGGCUCACGGUGUGUCGCAGCGUUCAACGAACUCCAAGGAACCGCGGUAUGACCUGGCUGAAAUCCCACCUUACAGAGGACCUUCUCCGAAGCCAGCAUCGCAACCACAGACAACCGUGCAGCGAACGGUGGCCCCUGUUGUGCCGCUCCCCCCCGUGGCUCGAGUGCCGGCCACGCCCACAUCGGCAGCGCCGCCCGUCACUGUCACUGCUCCUCCGCCUGCUCCUCCUUCUGCACCCGUGCCUGCGCCAAACGCAUCGUCGUCUUCGUUACGGUCACUGGGCCAUUCACCAGCAGCGAUGGAAACCUUUCCCUCGCCUCCGGCUGCGAAUCCCAACGGGGAGCUCGAUGCUCUCAACGAUGUCAUCUUUCCUGCACUGGAAGAGGCGCUCAAGCGACGGCAGAUUCGGCUACAGCAUGUGUACAAGCCUGUGCCGAGCGGUUCGUCAAUGUCUUCGAAGCAGCAGCGAGCCGAGGCCGCGCAUGAGAAAGUCCGCAAACUUGUCUAUAAGCUGGCGCAUGUUUGCAAGGAAAUCGACUACCAUGACAAGGCAGAGCCCGUCGGGAUGGGAAGAGAAGUGGGCAACUUUUUGGAGGGCCUCUUGGAGGAGAUUUUAGUUCGUGUCGAGCCGCUGGACGAGGAGGAGGCUUAA
Trichoderma citrinoviride is the source of this 2178-nucleotide messenger RNA. Its product is annotated as serine/threonine protein kinase, STE family, PAK/STE20-related. The record is from RefSeq and is a predicted model, not a curated record. Gene Ontology annotation, molecular function: ATP binding; protein kinase activity. Gene Ontology annotation, biological process: protein phosphorylation. The coding region runs from base 1 to 2178 and encodes 725 amino acids. The transcript is spliced from 4 exons. NCBI's taxonomy places the organism in Eukaryota, Fungi, Ascomycota, Sordariomycetes, Hypocreales, Hypocreaceae.